Messenger RNA from Carassius auratus (goldfish), 3513 nucleotides. RefSeq names its product FAST kinase domain-containing protein 4-like. Bases 149 to 1954 code for a protein of 601 amino acids. The record is from RefSeq and is a predicted model, not a curated record. Lineage: Eukaryota; Metazoa; Chordata; Actinopteri; Cypriniformes; Cyprinidae. Gene Ontology annotation, molecular function: RNA binding. Gene Ontology annotation, cellular component: mitochondrial matrix; ribonucleoprotein granule. The transcript has 12 exons. Gene Ontology annotation, biological process: mitochondrial RNA processing; regulation of mitochondrial mRNA stability.
CUGACGCAAAACCUCAGCGACUCCUACCGAUCGUUCCAUGUGAAUGUCGUCGCAGCUGUUAUAAAAGCUCAUUUGACAAGGUGCUUGGGUGAGAUGUGGGUGCAAAUGCUUUGACUGGUUGUUGAAUACAGGAAGUGCCCUUUUCAAAAUGACCACCAGGCUGCUGUGCAGAUGGGCGCGAUUAUAUCCUCGCUGCCCUCAGACUGCCACAGCCUCAGCCAAACUACAGACCUCCACAGUCCACCAGACAGAGCCAGUGUGCCUGAUGUCCCUGUCUUGGACCCGACCUUCUGCUAGGCACCUCUAUCAGGGCAAUGAACUGGCUAAGAUGGAGGAGACGGCAUUUCCGUAUGACCAAACGCAACUAGUCCGACUUGUUGAAAAGGCAUCCACCCCAGAGGAAGUGCUUAAGUUGUGGGAAGAACAAGGCAGAUCUGCCAGCGAUGCUGCCAGGUGUCUGGUCCAGCUGAACCUGCGGGUCAUGGAGAAGGGUGGUGAAGGAAUCCUGCAGGAUCCACGCUGCGAGAGCAUGCUGGAGACUGUACAAUCUCAGGUGACCUCGGUGUGGAAUGGAUCUCUGGUGGGUCUUCUGCGUGCUCUCACUAUGUUGGGUCUCCCUUCUGAUGCCCCUCUACUCCGCUCCAUCCAGAAUGAAGUGCUCUGGAGGAUCCGGCGCCUCACAUACCGUCACCUGGCCUACCUGGUGGACUGGGUAGCCUUUCAGCGAAGACGAGGGUAUGAAAAUGAAGCGCUUACCACAGCCCUGCUGAAACAACUAGAGCUGCGCUGGACAGAGCUGUGUGACAGUCGUACCGUCAGCAUUCUCAUGGGCCGCGCUUCGCUUUUCAACCCCUCUCUCAUGGACAAACUGGAGGACAAAGCUCUGGAGAUGGCAGAGAGCUUCAGCGCAGAGGAUAUCCGGAGAGUGGCAUUUGCACUGGCCUCUCAAAACAGACGGGCCGUUCCUUUGUUACGUGCUCUCUCAUACCACCUGAACCAGAAACCCUCUUCUGAACUGAAAACACCAUUGCUGCUUGACAUUGCAUACGUGUAUGGUAAGCUGAAUUUUCAUCAGACACAAGUGCUCCAGAGAAUUGCGGCAGAGCUAUUGCCUAGGUUAUCAGAACUGAGUUCCCUCGACGUAACCCGCUGUGCCAAGUCUCUAGCCUUUCUCAAGUGGCUGCACUUGCCUCUAUUUGAAGGUUUUGCUCAGCACUAUGUGAAUAAUAGUAAAAACUACAGCACUCUGCAGGUGUGUAAUCUCCUCAUAUCUUUCGCCAAACUCAACUUCCAACUUGGUAAAGGAGAGGAGUUUUACCAAAAGGUACACAGAGCUUUGCAAGGUUCCUUUCAGAAUUUAGAGCCUUUCCUGAAGACAGACGUGGUCUGGUCGCUGUGUGUGCUGAACCAGGCCAGUCCUGAUUAUAUCUCCUCUGUUACGAAGUAUGACUUUCAUAAGAAACUUACAGGUGGCAUUGUGGAUCGGACUGAGAGCUAUCGACUGAAAUUGCUGCAUAUCUCUUCCUUUGCUCAGUUGGAGCCUCUAGGUAUCACUAUUGAAUCUCCAGCUGUGCUGCUGCUAGCUCCCCAGGGCAAAGCAGAGGUCAGCACCCCUCUGCAAAGCAGCCUACACUCAGCCCUUCAGAGCCUGACCAACAGCCGGACACAGGCUCUCCGCACUGCUGUCAAAACCAUAUACGGCUGGACAAUAGAUGGAGAAAUUGUAGUAGAUUCAGAAAAUAAACCUAUUGAUUUGGAGAACCUGAAAGCCCCUCAUUUACCUGGGGGUGGUGGACGUGAUGCCUUACCUGCAGGGGCUCGACGAAUAGCAUUUGUGGCUUGGGAGUUUCCUAACUUUUGCCUCAGGAGCAAGGAUCUUCUGGGCCGCUUUGCCAUGCAGAAACGCCACCUGCAGCUGGCUGGCUUUAUAGUGGUGGAGGGCUGGGCGAUAUGACGAUAUUCUCGUAUAUCUACGAUGUCUCGGAAGUAUUGCGAUGUCCACAGUUCGGAAACGGAGGAUUAUCGACAUUAUUGGAAGAAAAUGACAAAUGAUAAACCUACAUUGAAAAAGUAUUUUACAUAGCCCCAUAUUCAGCAUAAAGGUUUUUUUGCAUGCAAGAAUUAAAUAAUUUAGUAGGAAGGUUGGGAAUCGAAAAGCUAUUCCACAUUCAGAAAUCAGAUGCGUAAGAUCAGGAAUCAAAUGACUUGUUUUUAAAUUAAAUUACAUUUCGAUUCUGCUUCUUGAUUCCUGUAUAUGCAUUUAUUGUGAUUUCAAAAUAUUCAACCGCAAGAAGAUGAAUUACACCUCACUUCUGCCCUCGCAGGCAGUUUUCUGUGAUCCGCACGUACACACACAAACACAGCACAUGCACAGAAGCUGUCUCUUAUAAAUGCAAUCACUGGACUGAGCUCAAUUUAUUGCAUUCUUACACAUUUGAAUGGACAAAUAAACAGAAUUAUAUCAAAAUAUUCCAUAAAUACAAUUGGUUAUGUCUUAAGAACCUAAAGAGUUCAGAAAGAAAACAAGGGUAUAUCUGAUCUGUGCAUCAGCUGGUGCUCAUGUUUUUACUCUUAAUUGUGAUUCCAGUGUCCAUCUUUCCUCUGUGUUUUUAUCUGUUUAUCUGUAGUGUUCUCAUUUAAUUAAGCUCCGUUGACACAAAAAACGAUAACUAUGUUAGUGUCCACACAAAUUCCUGUUAACUUUAUUAGAAGUAUGCACUGCAGUUUGUCAUUUGCUGCUUUAACUGUUUAAUCUUUGAUGUACAUUCUAGAUGGCUUUUAUUGCUUUUGAUCAUAAACUGGAAAAAAGCAGUCCGAACUUGAUUCCAACAAUAGUGUUCCUCUUUGUCUUGAUUAUACAGUAUUUGUGGUGAUGACCUCUCUCUAUUCUCAUAGAAUUAGAAGAAUUAUUGUAACAUUAAUCAUUAUCGUUGCUUGCUGCAAUAAAGCCCUUUAGAACGAGUAUUAAAACUUUAUAGUUAUCUUGUAAAUAAGUUUUAAUGAAGUGCAAGCUCAGCAGUGUUUACUGCACAAAAGUAAGCCAAUUUUAUAAGCAUCAUUUAAUUAGGGAUAAGUUACAUGGGCAUUAGGGGUUAGAGUGUUAGUAUCAGCUAUACAUAAUUUACUGAUGCUCUUCCAACUCACAAUAGCACUUCUUAUUUGAUGUACUCUCCUUUUUAUAAUGCCGAUGUAAUUAGCCUGAUUAGCUCUAUUCCUAUUGUCAUGGCUAUUACAUGGCAGGCAGUCUCCCCUGGCUUUGGGUUAUUAAUAGCGGUGGUAAAGACAGAACUGUGGAAAAGGUCUCCGGCUCUGUCUGCAGCAUGUAGGCCAAUCCUGUUAGCCCUCUGCAUCCUGGGGUACAGAUAGAUCGAGUUGGCUGGACUCGUCUUGACUUCCAACUGGGCACAGGCCUGAUAUAAUGCUCUUGCCAUUUGAUGCGCUUGCUGACAACAGCCAUUUCCAUAUGCCAAAGUUCAUGACACCUCUCCGUUUUCUUUUUUCCUGAGAUUGAUU